AUGUGGACAGACCUUUCAUCCAGAUUAAUAGACACUGCCAAAUCGACACUAGGCUUGACAAGGGGAGGUAACAAAUCAUUCAAAGAACUAUGGUGGUGGAAUCAAGAGGUACAAACCACUAUACAGGAGAAAAAAGCCUUUUAUAAAAUAUGGUACAAAUCCAAAAACCCAAAUGACAAGUCAAGAUACAAAAAACCCAAAAGAUUAGCUACAAAGGCGGUGGCUAGAGCCAAAUCUAUGGCAUACAAUGACAUAUGGAAAGAAUAUUUUCAGGAGCUUCUCAACUUUAAUACCCACAUACUAUAUCUAGAUGAACACUCCCUAUGUCAAAAUCUUGUACAACUAAUAAUAGAACAAGAAAUAAUCACCUGCCUCAAGCAUAUGAAAAACAACAAAGCUAGGGGUCCAGAUGAUAUUCCAAUAGAAAGUCUUAAAGCCUAA
Messenger RNA from Gordionus sp. m RMFG-2023, 441 nucleotides. RefSeq lists its product as uncharacterized. The coding region runs from base 1 to 441 and encodes 146 amino acids. NCBI's taxonomy places the organism in Eukaryota, Metazoa, Nematomorpha, Gordioida, Chordodea, Parachordodidae. The transcript is spliced from 2 exons. The record is from RefSeq and is a predicted model, not a curated record.